GCAAGAGACAGAGAGAGGCCCACCGCGACGACCCUGCCCGACCGCCUCGCUCCGUUUCCGACUCCUAUUCCCGGCUCGGCCUCCCCUGCCCCUAUCGCCUCGCCCUCAGCGAUCGCAUGCCGCCCCGACCCAAAAAAAAGGGCGACCGAUUUCCUCGGUGCCCGGACGAGGGAGCGCCCCGUCCGAUGGUGGUUGUGGUGGUCAAGCAGGAGGAGCAGGACGACGACGACGACGCGGCCGCCGUCGCCUGGGGGACGUGGGAGGAGCUCGUGCUCGGCGGCGCCGUCCUCCGCCACGGGGACGCCAACUGGCACGCCGUCGCCGCCGAGCUCCGCGCCCGCUCCCCGUGCUCCUUCUCGCCCAAGGAAUGCGAAGCAAAAUUUUCAGAGAUUCAAGCACGUUACUCUGCAUGCGAUGCUUGGUUUGAGGAGCUUCGCAAGCAGAGAGUUGCUGAAUUGAAAAGGGAGCUGAGGAAGUCAGAAAGUUUUAUUGGGUCCUUGCAGUCUGUGAUUGAGAGCCUCAGCAAUAGCAAACAUGAUAAUGGUAACUUAGGAUGUCACACUGAAUCAUGUUCACACACUGAAAAUGCAGCUGAUACUACUUCUUCGAGCAAAGAAUUGUCCAAAGACAGAUCGUCCGCUGCUAGUUUUACGGAGGAAGCAAGCAACAGUCAGAAAUCUCAGAAAGUUCAAAAUACAUCAGCAGAGACAUUAUCAAAGCCCCAUGCUGAAAAUAAGCUCUGUGCCAAAGAUGGUUUGCUUUGGGGCUCUAGAAAGAAAAGGGGAUUGAGGGAUAAACGGGCUAUUCUGAUGGCUGUUGAUAGUGGCAGAGAUGGUGAAAAUAUAUCUACACCAUGCAUACAGGGAGAGGGUUCCUCUGAGGGCUGCAUGAAGAAAUUGAAAACUCCAAAGAUAGAGCCUGGUGUAUCUAUGUGCAAAACUCCAUGCAUACAGAGAGCGGUUCCCUCUGAAGGCUGCAUGAAGGAACUGAAAACUCGAAAGAUAGAGCCUGGUGUAUCUGUGUGUGAGAGAGCAAAACCAAAAUUAGCAGAUAUUGUGAAUAAUAUAUCCACUCAAGGUGACUGUAAGAUGUUGCUACACCAAAUUGAUAUCCAGCGGAAGCGAGCUAGAUACAAGAAGAUGAUCCGUCGGCAUAUGGACUUCCGAAUCCUUCGUUCAAAGAUCAAGAGUGGUGCUAUCUCUUCUGCCAAGGAGCUCCUAAAAGACAUGCUCGUGUUUGUGAAUAAUGUCCUCACAUUUUUUCCAAAGGCCACACUGGAGCACAUGGCUGCAAUCGAACUUCGAGGUCUCAUAUGCAAAACGUUGCAACAGCGUUCAGUCGCACCAUCCAUUAAUUGUGAACCGGCAGCGAUAGCUAGUGACCCUGUAAUCAAGAAGACCAAGGCAAGGAUCGCUAGUGGCCCUGCAAUCAAUAAGACCGCUGCUGAGCCUGUAUUAAAGAAGACCACGGCAGCGCUAGCUAGUGAGCCUGUAAUAAAGAAGACAGUGGCUGGGAUAACAAGUGAGCCUGUGAUGAAGAAGACAGUGGCUGGGAUAGCUAGUGAGCCUGUAGCCAAGAAGGCGGCUGCAGGGAUAGCGAGUGAGCCUGUAAUCAAGAAGACGGCGGCAGGGAUAGCGAGUGAGCCUGUAAUCAAGAAGACUGCUGCAAGGGUUGCAAGUGACCCAGUAAGCAAGAAGGCGGCGGCAGGGGCUGCUAGUGCCCCUGCAACCAAGAAAAUUUCUCGAACAUUGCCGCCGGUACGUCAUGUGCCUCGUGAUGCAAAGAGAAGCAAGGUUUCCUCAAGGGAGAGCGGAAGCACUGUCAGCCAGGGUGAGAGCGAGACCAAGGACGACCCCGCGGAUGCAGCGGCAACUGCUGAUGAAAAAACCGUUGAGAGAAGCGUGCCAGCCGCCAAGAAGCGAGGGGUCGGGCGGCCUCCAAAGAGCGGGCAAAAGCGCGCCGCCACUGUGCCGCCGCAAGACAGUCCUAGCAAAGGCAGGAAGAGGACUCGACGGUGACAGGGAGAAGCGACGCCGUGGAUAUGCAGACGUGUUGUGUACAAUCCUACAAGGAGGUCCUAGAGUAGCUCCAUCCAGUGUUGUGUACCACCCUGUCAAAGACUAGGCAAAGGGAAUCAGGAUGUUUUGUAACAGGAAGGAGUGGUGGUUUUCCUGGUGUUUUGUUUAAGGUCAGCUAGAUGAAGCGCAACUUUUGUCUGUAGAGAUGUGAUCCGAGUUGUUAGGCGCUAUAUAUAUGUCUGUUAUAACUGUAUAUGUAAUACCCUUAGAACUUUCCUUGGUCAAGUAUAUGCCAGCGCAGAAUUUUGGAGACA
Molecule: messenger RNA, 2332 nt
Organism: Hordeum vulgare subsp. vulgare (domesticated barley)
Lineage: Eukaryota; Viridiplantae; Streptophyta; Magnoliopsida; Poales; Poaceae
Exons: 5
Coding region: 117-2018 (633 amino acids)
Molecular function (GO): protein binding
Source: RefSeq, a predicted model, not a curated record